Molecule: messenger RNA, 2800 nt
Organism: Dromiciops gliroides (monito del monte)
Lineage: Eukaryota; Metazoa; Chordata; Mammalia; Microbiotheria; Microbiotheriidae
Gene: OXSM
Product: 3-oxoacyl-ACP synthase, mitochondrial
Exons: 3
Coding region: 172-1554 (460 amino acids)
Biological process (GO): fatty acid biosynthetic process
Molecular function (GO): 3-oxoacyl-[acyl-carrier-protein] synthase activity
Source: RefSeq, a predicted model, not a curated record
AGGGUGUCCGGGAAGGGAGAGGAGGGCAAAGCCCCGCCCCCAUCUCGCCAUCAAGUAAGGGCGGAGUGGGGCGGGGUGGUGCGUACGCGUCAUCCAAAGGAGGCAGGUUGUGGCUGCGCCGCAGCACGAGGCCGGACCCAGGGGUGAGCUUCCCAUGUUCCCAUCUCUACCAUGUUGCCAUACUGUUUUCAAGAGGUGAUGAAAGCAACCCGCUGUGGCAUUCCACACUCCAGAUUACUGCCAUGGUUAAUUGGAACCCAGUCAAGGUUUUUGUGUACUGUGCUACAAACCAGACGGAGGCGAGUGGUGAUCACUGGUAUUGGAUUAGUAACUCCUCUUGGGGUUGGAACUCAGUUGGUGUGGGAUCGACUCAUCCAGGGACAAAGUGGCAUUGUUUCACUGGAGGGUGAGGAGUAUAAGAAUAUCCCUUGCAAAGUCGCUGCCUAUGUGCCCAAAGGGGCUGGUGAAGGCCAGUUUAAUGAAGAAAACUUUGUGUCAAGAUCAGAGACUAAAUCUAUGUCCUUUCCUACCAUCUUGGCCAUUGGAGCAGCAGAGUUAGCAAUCAAAGAUUCUGGUUGGCAUCCUCAAUCAGAAGCCGACCAAAGGAAUGCUGGUGUGGCUAUUGGUAUGGGAAUGGUUCCCCUGGAAGUGAUUUCUGACACAGCUCUGAUGCUUCAGACAAAAGGAUACAACAAAGUCAGCCCGUUCUUUGUCCCUAAGAUCCUGGUCAACAUGGCAGCUGGUCAAGUCAGCAUGCGUUACAAACUCAAAGGACCCAAUCAUGCCGUCUCAACUGCGUGCACCACGGGAGCACAUGCUGUGGGAGAUUCUUUUAGAUUUAUAGUGCAUGGAGAUGCCGAUGUGAUGGUGGCUGGAGGAACAGAUGCCUGCAUCAGCCCCUUGUCUCUGGCCGGAUUUUGUAGGGCUCGGGCUCUGAGCACAAACUCUGAUCCCAAGUUGGCUUGCCGCCCGUUCCAUCCGAAGAGGGAUGGCUUUGUAAUGGGGGAGGGAGCCGCUGUCCUGGUGCUAGAAGAGCAGGAACACGCUGUUCAGAGAGGAGCCAGGAUCUAUGCAGAAAUUCUGGGCUAUGGACUUUCAGGGGAUGCUGGCCAUAUAACGGCCCCUGAUCCAGAAGGAGCGGGGGCUGUGAGAUGUAUGGCUGCUGCGAUCAAAGAUGCGGGCAUCUCUCCUGAAGAUGUGUCCUAUGUCAACGCACAUGCGACUUCCACACCUCUAGGAGAUGCUGCUGAAAACAAGGCUGUCAAACAACUCUUUAAAGAGCACGCUCGUUCUCUUGCUAUGUCUUCCACCAAGGGAGCAACAGGACAUUUGUUAGGAGCAGCCGGAGCAGUGGAAGCUGCUUUUACUGCCCUGGCUUGUUACCAUCGAACACUGCCACCUACGCUCAACUUGGACCGCUUAGAACCUGAGUUUGACCUCAAUUAUGUCCCAGUGACAGCCCAGGAGUGGAAAACAGCAAAUAGACGCAUUGGCCUGACCAACUCCUUUGGCUUUGGAGGGACGAAUGCAACCCUCUGCAUUUCUGGCAUGUAGGUGUGUGUAUUUUGUAUGUCCAUGAACACUGAUGUAUGCAUGAUGCCAGUGAAGAUUAAUUAGAUAAAGAAAUAAUAUACAUGUGUGGAUGAGCAUAUGGAGUCUCUCCUUGAUGUUUCUGAUUUGGGAACUUUCUGGUCCCAUGUUUCAGAUACCUACAGAUACUCUUUCCUCUUUCAUCUUCCAUCUUAUUUUCCCUUGAGCUGAAAUCUGCAUCCAUGAAACUUGUACCCAUUGACCUUAGUUCUACCUUCCAGAACCCCCAGCAGAAGACUCAGCCCUUUCCCACAGAAUAUCUGUAUAAAUAUUUAAAGACAAUUAUCUAGAUCUCCUUAGAUUUUAUUUUACCACAGCUGUUGCAUGCUCUCCUUGAAAUUAAUAAUGGGCUCUUCAACCAUAAAUUGCUCCUUGAAAGAUGACAUCAAAUUAAAUAGAAUGCUAUGGCAAUUUAAUUCUCUGGGAGCCACUUCAUAAUAUAUUUUGUUGGAAAAUUAAAUAUUAUUUAUACCAUUGUUGAGAACAGUUGUUUAAGUGGUAGUUAAUGUUUUUAGAAACUGGUUAAAAUAUGUUUCCCAACUUGUUUCAAGUAUCCUGAGAUACUAAAGUUGUAGAUAGUCCAAAAUAAGAAAUUUAUUUGAAAUUUUGGACCUUUAAGGAUAGAUAUGAAGUUAACAUAUCAUUUCCUUUCCAAAAGUUCAAUCAAUUAGACAGUUUUGGAGGCUAUAGUAGGAUUUUAGAAAGAAAAAUCUGGAACUAUGAAUUCAUUGAGAACUCCCAUCUAAUUCAUCUCCCCAACCAUUCUGCCACUUAGAGUCUUAGAGUUGCCUGGGACAUGGAAAGGUGGAAUGCUCAAUGUCAUGUAGCAUGUGGCCCAGGCAGACCUUGAACCCAGGUCUUUCUGCCUGAAAUUGGUGCUUUUAUUUAUUGUACCAAGCUUCUUCUCUUAGUAGAGACUAGACAAAUAAGAUUACCACUAGAAACAUGUAAGGGGCAGGGACUGAGGGUAAAGAGAAAUUGUAAAGAUGUUGGGAUUGUGUCCCUGGAAAAUUUAAGAUUACAUGGAGAUUCAUUCAUCCAUUAAGUAAGUAUUAAGUGCCUACUAUGUGCCAGACACUGUGCCCAGCUGGGAAUUCAAAGCCAAAAUGGCCUAGUCCUGACCUUAUGGAGUUUACAUUCUUUUGGAGGAUUAUAAUCAACUCAUUUUAGAGGGAUGAAGUUCAACUUUAAAUAAAAAACACCCUUGAAC